Messenger RNA from Melampsora larici-populina 98AG31, 531 nucleotides. RefSeq lists its product as uncharacterized. NCBI's taxonomy places the organism in Eukaryota, Fungi, Basidiomycota, Pucciniomycetes, Pucciniales, Melampsoraceae. The transcript has a single exon. Bases 1 to 531 code for a protein of 176 amino acids. The record is from RefSeq and is a predicted model, not a curated record.
AUGACAGAGCUUGAACAAUUCCUUGAAACAGGCACGGAUCUUACACAAAGGGCAACACCAGACAGCUUUAGAAUGAGAUUGAUGCUUAUGACACAUGAAUUCCUGUUAUUGCUAUUGAAAGCCAAAUUAACUUUUGAUCCAGAUGAAGAAGAUCUAAAUGGAAUUCUGGUUGAAGGCUACCAAUGGGUAAUAAAUAUUUGGAGAACUAUUCCAAUGAAGACAUUUACCUUGAACAAUGUUCUGAAAAGAACAACACAUACUGGAGCCUCAACUGAAAUCCCAUCAAUUGAAGAUACACUGAUUUCAAGGAUUGCUAUUUGUAAUUUCUUCAAUAGAAGCCAACAUCAAUUCCUGGCUUACAUAAUUCUUAAGUGGAUGCAGCAAUUCAGACCAAGAUGGUUCAAAACUGCCGAAAAAACAAUCAAAUGUUUACCCAAGGAACUACCAGCAUAUAAACCUAAGUAUCCUCUGGCUCAGAAGUUACUUUCUCAUCUCAAUAGAACAGUCCUUGGUAUGAAGAUUGAUGCAUAA